Bombus impatiens (common eastern bumble bee) is the source of this 1707-nucleotide messenger RNA. Its product is annotated as LIM/homeobox protein Awh. Lineage: Eukaryota; Metazoa; Arthropoda; Insecta; Hymenoptera; Apidae. The record is from RefSeq and is a predicted model, not a curated record. The coding region runs from base 522 to 1517 and encodes 331 amino acids. Gene Ontology annotation, molecular function: DNA-binding transcription factor activity, RNA polymerase II-specific; RNA polymerase II transcription regulatory region sequence-specific DNA binding. Gene Ontology annotation, cellular component: nucleus. Gene Ontology annotation, biological process: regulation of transcription by RNA polymerase II; neuron differentiation. The transcript has 4 exons.
CCACCACUCAGCCUUCGACGUUCUAACACACGCGUAUACGUGUACAUACACGGACGUGCACGGAGUGGAAACAGUGCAAAGAAGCGUGGAUACACAGCGUGAAUGUGUGAGUGAUAGACCGAAGCGGCGAUUGCAGAGUGUGGAAGGGGCAGGAUCGAGGAUGCCAGUCUUCCCCGGGCCACGGAUCUGGACGGCGUAUUUUCUGCGAUCCUUUUCGAUCCUACAGAUCCGCGAUUUUUUAUUCCUCGCGAGUCGCCUGGUUUGGCUUUCUUUGGUUUGAUACUGAAACUUACUCGUUUGGAACGAGUUAUCGGAUCGUAGCGCGAGUUUUACUUUCAAAGUGUUGUGAAGGGACUUUGUGGACUACACACAUACAUAGGUUGACUACUGACAUGUUUUUGUCAGUUUAGCACGUGUAUUUGGUAUAUCAGCAGACUCUUUUUUUGGUUACUCGAUGAUUAUGAAAAUGAAGAGAGGAAGUUUGUGAGUUAAAAGGAAGUUCUGGACCAAUUUCAGGAAAGAUGAAGACGGAAAUCGAGACGGAGCCAGAUUGCACGGACAGCAUCCUUUGUUCGAACAACAACAACAACAACAACGUGAACACCAAUAACAACAACGUAACCAGCAUAAAGAAAGCUGUUACUAAUAUCAACAACAACGACAGUCACGAUGGAAUGGAAAUGGACUGUGGCGGUUGCGGGGAAAGCGUUCGCGAGCGGACUGUCCUCUGCGUAGGGGGUCGUACCUGGCAUUCCAGAUGUCUGAAAUGUUGCGCCUGUGCGAGGCCUCUGCACGAUCAGCACUCCUGUUUUCUUCGAGGGAUGAGGCUCUACUGCAGGCACGACUACGCCUUAACCUUUGGUGCAAAAUGUGCGAAGUGUGGUCGAAGCGUAGGUGCGGGUGACUGGGUGAGAAGAGCCAGGGAAAGGGUGUAUCACUUGGCUUGUUUCGCCUGCGACGCCUGUUCUCGUCAGCUGUCGACGGGGGAGCAAUUCGCCCUGCUGGAUGCCCGAUUGCUCUGCAAGGCUCACUAUCUCGACGUUGUCGAAGGAAACAAUACCUCAUCCUCGGAAGAUUGCGACUCGGAGCACGGUGGCAAAGGGAGCAAGACGAAGAGGGUCAGGACCACUUUCACGGAGGAGCAACUCUCUGUUUUGCAAGCGAACUUUCAGUUAGACAGCAAUCCCGAUGGCCAGGAUCUUGAAAGAAUAGCUCACGUUACGGGACUGAGCAAACGAGUGACGCAAGUCUGGUUUCAGAACUCGAGGGCCAGGCAGAAGAAACACAGUGGAAAGAUCAAAACGCAAAUGCACCAUUCACCACCAAUGCAACAUCAUCCAGGUGAUUUGUACCCAACCAGUGUAAACAUGGUAGGUGCCUAUUUAGGGGGGUAUCAAGGCGGCAGCGCAGGAAGCGAAAGUCCUGGCAGUCCAUUGACACCACUCACUCCUUUAACACCUCUAACCCCGACAACGCCCAAUCACCUUCAAGCCCAGUUCUGUCAUCAAACGGGUUAACUUUAUUUAACGAUGUCCAAUACCGGUGAUCAUUGCUUCCGAAUUUUACCUUCGUCGAUCGUUUCCAAGUCUAAUAUUGUUUGCAAUGGAAAAUUUAGCAUUCGAAUUUAGAAGAACAUCGAUCUAUUUAGAGAGGAAGAAAUUAUAAAAUUCUAGGAUUUCGAAGAGGGUACAUUAAUUCAUUCGAAAG